This is a messenger RNA of Rangifer tarandus platyrhynchus (Svalbard reindeer), 387 nucleotides long. The record is from the annotation of a GenBank genome assembly. NCBI's taxonomy places the organism in Eukaryota, Metazoa, Chordata, Mammalia, Artiodactyla, Cervidae.
AUGCGCAGCGCGGAGCGGCGCAGCGCUCCCACCCUGCGCGCCGGGACCGGGAGGAGGAUGCGGAGGAUGGGACGUCCUCACACUUGCUCUCUCGCGCCCCCUCUACCCCCGAACCGAGUGGGGAGCGCGGCUUCUGCAGGGGAAGCUUGGGACUGCACUGCUUUUAGUGCCCAGCUUCAGGCCCCGCAGGGAAGCGGGAGGAAUCGUGCUACCCUGUGCUUUGGGGAUUUAUGGGCACGACAGUGGGGGCAGUGCGUGAGCAGAGGGCGGAGUAGAGGUAGCGGAUUUUGGUACCGUCCUAUGAAGGUGGGUGUGGGACACAGGGUGUGCACUGCCUUUAGACUUCGGCUGUGGGAGCCAGGGAGAAGCCACGGCCGGGGUGACUGA